UUUUUGCAGGGUUUGUAAACUGCACAAUAAGAUUGAACCAGUUCCAAUUUCUGUGUACUAGAUCCAACAUCCUUGUUCUAUAGAAGAAAAUUGAUACAACUCUGUGCUAUCUGUAGUUCUGCUGGCAAAAAAAUUAAAUGGAGUGGCUAGUAAUCAUCAUUACAUUGGUUGUGCUGUGGGUGGCUUCACUCUUUAAAAUUCUCCACGAAUCUCUCUCUGCCUCACAAGCUGCAGUUUUAAAUGAUGGUAUGGGUGGAGUUUUUCGCAAGAGAAAUGUCUUAUUGGUUAUUGCCCAUCCUGAUGAUGAGUCUAUGUUCUUUACUCCAACCCUUAAUUAUUUGUCUUCGAGAGGAUGUAAUUUACACAUAUUAUGCAUGUCAACAGGUAAUGCAGAUGGUAUGGGCAGUGUCAGAAAAGAAGAACUUUAUUUAGCCUCGAUUGUGCUUAAGGUUCCACAAAAGCAAGUGAAAGUCCUUGAUCAUCCAGAUCUACAGGAUGGUUUUGGCAAAUCAUGGAACUCUAAGUUAUUGUCAAAGAUUAUCAAGGAGGAAAUUGUCAAUUGUGCAAUUGAUUUGGUCAUAACUUUUGAUAAUUAUGGAGUCUCAGGUCACUGUAACCAUCAAGAUGUUCAUCAAGGUGUACGAAAACUAUUGCAAGAUACUUCACAUAAAGAAGUUGAAGCCUGGGAGCUUGUUAGCACUAACAUAUUGCGCAAGUACAGUGGACCAGUUGACAUAUGGCUGUCCCUUCUAUCUGCUAAGUUCCAUUUAAGCGGAGUAAGGCAUUGCUUGCUAAAUGAACAUCCCAGAAGGAGCUUAGCUGCAAUGGCUCAGCACAAGAGUCAGUGGGUUUGGUUUCGCAAGCUAUUUGUUUCUUUCUCAAGUUACACAUAUGUUAACUGCCUUAAGAAGAUCAAUUAGAUACAUAUAAGGUUAUUGGUUCCUCAAGACACUUGACCAACUUGAUGUUGGUUCAGCAAUGAGAACAGUAGGUAAAAUCACUGAGUCGAUCAGUUCCGCAUCUCUGAAGCUUUAGAAAGUGAAGGCAGUGUUAGAAUUAUUGGUAAUUGCAGAAAUAGUUGGU
This is a messenger RNA of Solanum verrucosum, 1083 nucleotides long. Its product is annotated as probable N-acetylglucosaminyl-phosphatidylinositol de-N-acetylase. Gene Ontology annotation, biological process: GPI anchor biosynthetic process. NCBI's taxonomy places the organism in Eukaryota, Viridiplantae, Streptophyta, Magnoliopsida, Solanales, Solanaceae. Gene Ontology annotation, cellular component: endoplasmic reticulum. The record is from RefSeq and is a predicted model, not a curated record. Bases 138 to 920 code for a protein of 260 amino acids. Gene Ontology annotation, molecular function: N-acetylglucosaminylphosphatidylinositol deacetylase activity. The transcript is spliced from 11 exons.